Macadamia integrifolia is the source of this 884-nucleotide messenger RNA. RefSeq names its product putative nuclease HARBI1. The transcript is spliced from 2 exons. The record is from RefSeq and is a predicted model, not a curated record. Bases 196 to 840 code for a protein of 214 amino acids. Lineage: Eukaryota; Viridiplantae; Streptophyta; Magnoliopsida; Proteales; Proteaceae.
UUUCAAGGUAACUGAGACUUCUGAUGGUGAUUAUUUAUUUCGAUGUUUCGAAUGAAAUAUCAAUGCAAUUUACACAAUUAUAUGGACUAACUUAUGUUCAAUGGAAAAUAGGAUUGCAUUGGUGCUAUUGAUGGCACCCAUAUAAGUGCCAUCGUACGUAGGUCGGAAGAGACACGUUAUCGUAAUCGAAAGGGUAUGAUCACACAGAAUAUUAUGUGUGCAUGUUCAUUCGACAUGCGAUUCACAUUUGUGUAUGCGGGUUGGGAGGGGAGUGCACAUGAUGCAAGGGUAUUGGAUGCAGCAAGAACCAAUGAUAACUUAGGGUUUCCUCAUCCCCCAUCAGGCAAAUAUUAUAUUGUUGACUCGGGCUACGCCAGUCAACUGGGGUACUUGGUGCCAUUCCGAGGACAACGGUAUCCCUUGCAAGAUUAUGGUGAAGGUAGGCCUGGACCAAGGACAGCUAAGGAAUUGUUCAAUCAUAGACAUUCGUCACUGCGGAAUGUUAUUGAGAGAACAUUCGGUGUAUUGAAAAAUAGAUUCCACAUAUUAAAAAGUAUGAAGGCGUACGAUAUUGAAGAUCAGUCAAGAAUCGUGGUCGCCUGUUGUGGGCUCCACAAUUACAUUAAGGAACAAGCUAUUCAAGAUCAGUUGUUCAAUGAGCUUGGAAGUGAACAACAAAUUGAUGACCCAAUGAAUCCUGAUACUCCUGCGUACCAUGCUUCCGCAUCUGAUGUCUCCCAGCGACUAUCUGCAAGACAAAUGUCUAUAAUGCGUCUUAAUAUAGCCAACCAACUGGCAAUUUCAAGGAGAAUGUCUACAAUUUCGUUAAAUCGAUCCUGAACUUUUGGUAAAUGAAUUUUUUAUGUAUUAAAAGGUAGACGCAG